Messenger RNA from Caenorhabditis remanei, 9072 nucleotides. RefSeq lists its product as uncharacterized. The coding region runs from base 1 to 9072 and encodes 3023 amino acids. The transcript is spliced from 11 exons. NCBI's taxonomy places the organism in Eukaryota, Metazoa, Nematoda, Chromadorea, Rhabditida, Rhabditidae. The record is from RefSeq and is a predicted model, not a curated record.
AUGGAUGCUGAAAUUGAUACUACUGAUAAUGGAGGUGGCAAUGAAGAAGACGUUGAAGUGGAGCUGUUCUUUCGGAAGCCACCAGAAAUCAACAACUUUGAGUUGGUCAAAACGUUUUGGAUUGAUCCAACAGAAGUGAUCAUUUCAACAAACGAUCUUGCUCAAGAAGACCAAAACAAUAAACCCUCCUCGGAUCCUGAAGUGAAAGUUUUACAACCUCUUGCUCUCCGACCUCUCGAAACUGCUGAGGAUGAAUCUGGUGGGUCGUCUUGUUCUCAUUCGGAAGAUGUCCGACUUCCUGAUGAAAUUCUGGAUGAACCUUUGGAUGAUGAGGUCUUCGAAGAAGAAAAUGAAAAGACUGAAAAUGUUGAAACAGACCUUGUGUUCCGUCAGCCAAAAGAAAAAGAAAUGGAAUUGGUUUACACGAUUUCAAAGAGUGCAGUUUUCAACUUGGAUGAUUUGGAAGAAGAGGACGAAGACGUUGAUGUUGACCUCUGGUUCCGUGAGCCAACGGACACUCGCUUUGAGCUUGUCUACACAAUUCCGUUAAUGGAAGACGUGAGUGUUGAUUCUUUGGGAGAAACUUUGGAAGAUGUGCCUCCUGCCGAAGAACUGGACAACGUUGUUGAAGAAGCGUCGGUCGCCGAAUUCACAUUCAAACCAAUUGAAAAUGAUGAGGAGACUGAAACAGUGACGACUGAAGUUGUGACUGUGCUGGAACGAGGCGGAGAAGGAUCCAGGGAUUUCAUUGAGAAAGUCAAGUUGACAUCAAAUGACACUUUCGAUAAUUUUGAUGAUGAGGGAGAGGACGCUUUCCAAAAUGCAUUCGUCAAAUCUGUGGAGACUCCGGAGACACCGGUUCCCGAGUAUGAUAAGAAUCAAGAAGAUAUUAUUCAUGAUGUUUCUGUUUCGGAUGUUUUGAAGGAUGCCGCGGAGAAACUUCAAAUUAUUCAAGAUUCUGAGAAUAUUGGAACUUUGAAACAAAUUGCAUCUGCUCCAGAAUUUGUUUCUGAUAUUCGUACUCCAGAAGGAUCUCCUGAUGAAACAGAAACUACUCGAUUUGAAAUCUCUUCAGUUGAUGAAAUAAACAUCAAUACAGAGAAUGUACCUUUCCUUCAAGUCACUCAAGACACUGAUCGAGUUCCAAGCCAGGAGCCAUCAGACUAUGCUCAACUGGAAAGUAUCUCGUCGCCUGAUGAUGUUCCAGAUGUUGACCGAACAUUGAAUUCGUUGAAGAAUGAAGAUGUGUUCCCAAAAGAAGCGAUUCCAAGUGAAGUGCCAAAAAUUGAAGUGACUCCGGAAGCUGAGACUCAACCAGUUGUUGGUCUGGAAGAUUCUGGAAUAGUGGUGACUCCAGAAGUCGUGGAUUUGAGUAAAGAAGAUGUAGAAAAAACAUUGAAUGCUGAAGACGUUAUUACAGGAGAUGAUGGUGUUUUGGUAGCUAAACCAGACGUGUACACUACGGAAAAUAAGAAUGCAGAUGAUCCAGUCAUCGAUCGGGAAGAUUCUGGAAAAGUUGAAACCUCAGAAGUUGUUGAAUUGAAGCAGGGUGUUAUAGAAGCAGCUUUGAAUAGUGAAGACGUUCUUUCUGAUGCUCAUGUGAUGCCUCAAAAUGAGACUACUCAAGGUGACCAACCUGUUGAAGAAAGCGGUGCAACUGAAUCUCCAUCUGUUGUGGACUUGAAUUCUGAGGUGGUAACGGAUUCAUUGAAUAGUGAAGAUGUUAACUCUCAAACCGAGCUCCUUGAAAGCUCCAAUCAAACUUCUGAAGACUUGCCUCAAUCGGUCUUGAAACUCGAAGACUCCGGAAUCGUAGAAACUCCAGAUGUGGUCGAGCUAGAAAAAGAGGACAUGAUAGAUGCGCUCAACAGUGAAGACGUUCUCACUAAAGCUGAUGGUGUUCAAAUGUCGACCGAGAUACUCGAUAACGAGACUCCGAUUGAGGAUCAACCUGUUGUGGAUCUUGAAGAUAGUGGUCCCACGAAUAUCGUCGGCUUUGAUGACGAAGUGGUGGCUGAUAAUGAAGAUGUCCACAAAGAAGAUGAUGCAACUCCUGGUUUAGAUGAGCAGGUGCUGAAACUUGAAGAUUCCGGAAUUGUAGAAACUCCAGAAAUUGUUGCUCUGGACCAUCAAGAUGUAAAAGAUGCUCUCAACAGUGAAGAUGCUCUUCUGGAGACUGAAGGUGAUCUGGUCUCGUCUGCGGUUACUGAAACUUCGGAAGCAACUCAUCAAGCAGCAACUAUCGAUGGUUCGAAUGAAGAAGAAACCCCAGUUGAUAAUAGCAUGAUUGGCCUCGAAGAUGGUGGAGAUGUUGAAACUGCAAGCGUUGUCGAGCUGACCAACGAGAUAGCAGCCGAUGUUUUGAAUAGUGAAGACGUCACUGGAGUCACAUCCCUAUCAGUUGUUGAUUCGGAAUUUCAUGAAGGAGAACAAGAGUUCAACAUUGAAGAAACACCAGUCGUUAAACUCGAGGAUUCUGGAGUUGCGGAGACACCAGACAUCGUUGAGCUGGAUAGAGAAGUGGUAGAAGAUGCACUGAACAGCGAAGAUGUUGUCAAUGAGACUACCGCAGUUGCAGAAGCUUCAGAAUCUCACGAGGCAACUCAAGAAGAAGAGCUUCAUCAAGAGAAAACGGCUGCUGAAGACACUGUGUUGGGACUUGAAGAAAGUGGAGAUGUGGAGCCAGUAGAUGUUGUCGCAGUGAGUAACCAAGAGGUAGCCGAUGCAAUGAAUGGCGAAGAUGUUGUGAAGGUUGCUGAAGAAGUUGCAGGAGAAGAAGCAGAGCAAGUGAACAGUGAGCUUCCUCCAGAAGCUGAAGAAUCCGUGGUGGACUCUCAAUCUGAAGAAGAACAAAUUUUCAUCAAGAACCAAGAAGAUCAGGAAAAAGAAUCUACUCCAGUUGCUGGAACUGAAGAGGAAACUCUGGUUGAGAAACUGGUUUCAAUGGUUGAAGAUACUCUGCCUGUGGAUGCUAUUGCCAUUUCUGAAAAGAUGGAUACUCCUGAAGAAUCAAAGGAAACGAAACCAGAAGCAUCGAAGCCUGAAAGUGAAAGUAUGGUAGAAGCUGAUGUUGCCGAUAGUUCUGAAGACCAAUCUAAACCAGAAGAAGUAGUGCAAAAACUGGUGUCAAUGGUUGAAAACGUGCUCCCGGCUGAAACUGUGAUUCCUUCGGAAGACGUUGUUUCCGAAGAACAUAUUGAAGAGAGGGAAGAAGAUGAACAGCCUGCAGAAAUGUCUGAAAAGCCAACGAUCAUGGAGAAAUUAGUGUCAAUGGUGGAGAACAUUGUUCCUAUGGAAACACAAGAUGAAUCACUUUCUCCAGAUGUAGAAGAACAGGAAUCUAAUCCAGUUGCAGAAAAUUCUGAAGAAUCUAAAACUCCAGAAGAUACACAACCAGAGGAAACAUUUGUGGAGAAGUUUGUCUCAGUUGUAGAAAAUGCUCUUCCCGUCGACGUUGUUCUUCCUUCUGAAGACGUGCUUUCUGAAGAUCAUGUGGAAGAACCAGUCAUUGAACUUUCUUCUGAGAACGCUGAAGAUUCUACUAUUCUGGAGAAGUUGACAUCAGUGGUUGAAAGUGUUCUGCCUUCUAAAGAUAACAAGAACAUUGAGGAAGAAAAGAAGACUGAUGAAAAUGAAGAGACAGCUACAGAAAACUCAGAACUGCCUGCGGAACCGACCAUAAUUGAGAAGUUGACUUCAAUGGUGGAGAAUGUGAUUCCUUCCAAAGAUUCUGUUCCAGAAGAACCAGUAGAUCUCGAGGGAAUUCCGAAUGAAGAAAAUGAAAUCAAAGAAGUGGCCGUGGAACCGACUCUAAUGGAACAGUUGACUUCAAUUGUGGAAAGUGUUCUUCCCACACAGGAACCGAUCAAGAACACAGAGGAACCAGCCAAUCCAACAGAGUUAGUAGAAAAAGCGACACCAGAAGAUUCUGCUGCUCCCGAGCCGACACUUAUGGAGAAGCUGACUUCUAUGGUGGAGAGUGUUCUUCCUUCGAAAGAUGAAGUUUCGGAGGAAAAUCAUGUUGAAACAACAGUGGAAGUAUCUGAAACCAACGAUGCUGUUACGGAACCAACAAUAUUGGAGAAGUUGGCCACAAUGGUGGAAAAUGUUCUCCCAGCUGAUGCGAUUCUUCUAUCCGAUUAUGUCCGACAAUCCGAGGAGCGUAACUCCGAAGCGAGACAAGCUGAAGAAUUGGACCCUAGUGAUCAGGUUCCGCUCGUGCAAAUAGAGCAUCUGGAAGAAGUAUCAGCUACUCAAGACUCGGCUGUUACUACUGAAGCUGAAGAAGUUUUUGAACCAGAGGAAGAAAAAGUUUCGGGAGAAAUUGUACCUUCUUUUGAAGACACUACUUCUGAUGACCGCGCCGGAGAAUUUGAAAAACCAAACGAGAGUUUGGCAGAAGCUGAUAAGCGUGAUGAUCUCGACACAGUUCUGGAUACUUCUGAAGACCCAUCGAAACCGGAAGAAGCCAACCCAGCUCCAGAAGAAACCAUGGAGCAAAAACUGGUGUCGAUGGUUGAAAACGUGCUCCCAGCUGAAGCUGUGCUCUCUUCUGAAGAUGUUGUUUCCGAAGAAGAUAAACAGCCUGCAGAAACGUCUGAAAAUCCAACGGUCAUGGAGAAGUUGGUGCCAAUGGUGGAGAACAUUAUUCCUGUGGAAACUAGUUUGGAAACACAAGAUGAAUCACUUUCUUCUGCUGUAGAAGAACAAGAAUCAAAUCGAGUUGAGAAAGAUUCUGAAGAAACAAGAACCCCAGAAGAUACGCAACCAGAAGAAACAUUUGCGGAAAAGUUGGUUUCAAUAGUAGAAAAUGUUCUUCCUGUGAGCGCUCCCCAAGAAGAACCAAACGACACUCAACGCCACCUGAAUGAAGAAAACCAAAUAAUUUCCACUUCCGAUAUAAUUUUACCCUUUGAAGAGAACACGUCACUCGAAACACCAUUUGAUGCUGAAGGAUUCGCAGAACCACUGGUUGAAAAAGAAAAACAAGAGUCGUUCAAAGAGCCGACUGCCGAGGAUAUUAUCGAAACAGCUGACAUCAUUCUACCAGUUGAAGAGGAAAAAUCAAAGAACAUUGAGACACCAUUUGAUGCAGAGGGUUUUGUUUCUGAAGACCCAGUGGAGACCCCAGUGAAAAAUGAAAUUCAACAAGAAGACGUCCCAGAUGAAACUGAACCUGAGAAGAGUACUGUUGUCGAGGAGUUGCUGGCGAUGGCAGUUGAUAUUCUUCCAAUUGAUGGGACGGUAGCAGAGAAGAUUGAAGAGAAAUCGCUAGUUGAGAAGACUACCGUUGAAGCAUUCGAAACUCCGAAUGAGAAACCAGGAGAAUUCAGAGAAUCGGGAACUUCCGAUCCUGAGCUAGCCGGAGAAGCUGAAUAUGUUCCAGAAGAAUCUCAACCAUUACCAGAAAAGUUCGAGAGAGUGAAGAGAGGAGACCAGAUGGAGAAGGAAGAUGACGAAAACGAAAUGCAAGUGGCAACUGUUGAAGUCGAGGUUGACAAUGAGCCGCAGGAGAUGAUUACUCCCAGCAUUCAAGUAGUUGAGGUGACUGUGCAAUCGGAUGAUGAUCAUCCAGAAGAUGUCCCAACAUCAUCUCAAGAUACAGAAGAGCCUCUCACAAAAACUGAUCAACACCAGGAACCUCAUAAGAUCACUGACGUCCAUUUUGACAUUCCGAAACAUCAUGACGACUAUGGUAAUGAUUACGCUCCAUUUGGAACCGAGCCAUCUGCUAGAGUGGAAUUCAACAACCCAGAAGAAUCAAAAGAGGAAGAGGAGGACUUUGUUGCUGAACUCAACUUCCACCCGAUCCGUCAAUGGAAAGAUGAAGAUGUCAUCUCACUUCAAUCACUAAAAUCUCUAGUUGCUGAAGUUGGAUGCACUACUGAUGUAUCUGCAGAACCCCAAAUUCCGGCAGACAGUGAAUCUACUCUGAAAAUUCUAAAAGUUGUUCCCUCUGAACCGUCACUAAUGGAGCUAGACAUCUCCAAUGACCCGAGUGUGAUCCACGUGCCGAUCCCGCUCCUCGAACCAGCUACCAAGUAUUUGGAGGAGAUGGUGGAGUGGAUUAUUGCUGAUGCAGUGAAGGAAGUAGGUGAGAUGGAAGUGGUCACUGAAUCGGAGAUUAGUGAGAUGGUAGCACAAGAAUCAGAGAAUGAGUGUCCAGUUCCUGAGCCACUUGCUGAUCUGAAACUUCCGACGGAGGAUGACGAGAAGACUCCGGAACCGGAGACUCCGAUUGAGGUGGCCAGAGUGAUACCAGUGGAAGUUGAACCAGUCCAAACAAUUCCACAGAGACCGCCACGAGCGCCAAAGGUUGAAGGUUCGAAGUUGGACACUUCGAAAUCCCUGGAUCAGCACAAAUCGAAGGUGAGAUUCAGACCAUUGAACAUCAAACUAGGAAGGAGUUAUUCCGAGGAACAGCAAAAAGAACUUGUGGAGAUGUUGGAGAGACCGUUGACAGUCAUCACAUCUUCUGAGCAGAAGCCUUCUGAACCCAAACCAUCCCCUCUCUCACCAAACACUCUUGAUGAAUACGAGCAUGUUCCGAUGAUGGAUAUGCAAUCGGUUCCACAUUCUCCACAGGAGAAGUUAGAAGAAGUGGUGGAAGAGAAUGAAGAACAAAAAGAACCAGAGGACCUUCCAAUGGUGGAGCAAGUAGAGCAACCAGUUGGAUUUGUGAAGAAAGUUGAAGUGAAAACUGUCGAAACUCCAGAAGAUGUCAACGCCCCACAAACUAAAAUUUUCAUAACGGAAACUAGAAUUCUGGGAGCCGGCAAGUCUACCGAAUACGUGGAUGAUGAGGAUGGAAGUGAAUGUUUGGACUCAAUUGGAGAUUUGAGUGAAAGGACUAUUCAGAGAUUCAAUACUUCCAUCGACGAUCCAUCUAUUCGUCGUGACUCUUUCUCCUCAAUCUCCUCAUUCGGAGACCGUCAAAAGUUCCGAACCGCCAUUGAGAACAUUCGUCAAGACUUGCUUCCGUUCCAAUCUUCCGUUUCCCAGUACCUCGAUCCAUCUGUAAACCCAUCUCAACAACUUCUAGUCACCAAUUUAUCCAUGGAUUCGCCAUCUGACUUGUCGCCAAAUGCGCCACCAGCCGGGUAUGAGAACACUGCUCAAUACCUUGAGAAGCUCCAACAAGAGGACCGCCCAUCUGCCGAGGGAUCCAUCGAUUCGAGUGGAUUCGAGAAGGUAGAUCAUGAGAGUCUCGAAGAUUACACUGCUCCAGUUCAUGAUCCAAUGCAAAAGUCAGUGUUCGGAAGUCUCACAGCGGAUUCUGAUGAUUUGAAGCCACAACACGGAGACGACGGAUUCGUGUUCAUCGAACGAAACGAGGCAAACGAGGGGACUCUGAAGAAGAUGUCAUCCCACCACGACGACGUCAUCGAGAAAAACUACUUCGGAAGUGCCGACGACGCCGCCACCGCGAAGUUGCUCGAAUCGCCGAUUGCCGAGGAGGCACGAAAACUUGUUCAAGACGCCGUUGAAUCCGCGUCGGAAUACUCGAAACACGCUACUGGCGACGAUGAUGAUGAGAUCGGACGCGAGUUACUCGACAAUGUUCAGCACAAGUUCGAGCAAGUGAAGGAGCCGGUAGCCGACACGUUGCACAAGGCUUACGAUGGUCUCGGCGACUUUGUUCAUGAGACUGUGCCACAAGCGGUCGACAAUUUCGUCGAGGAAGUUAAGAAUCGUCUUCCAGAGAGCCCAGUUCCAGAGAAAGUCGAGACUCCGGAACCACUUGUUGAUAUCCAUGAUAGUGUUGACCAAGUGCACGAUGAGAUUGACAAUUACUUGAGACGCGAACCAACUCCACCACUAGUGGCGGCUGACGAGAACGCUCCAUCCUUCGACGAGAAGCCACAAUUCGGAAAUCAAACUCCAGAAGAGGAUGAGACGACGUACGAUCGUAAGGGACCAUUGACGAUUCCGGAGGAGGUUGAGAAGGCCGCCGCCGCUCACAAGUAUGAAGACGAAGAUCUUGAUGAGUUCGACCCAUUGGUCACUGGCGCUACUGGAGCUGCUUUCGGAGUCGCCGUUGGAGCUGCCGCCGCUUCAGAGGCUCUCACUGAAGAGGAGAUGUUCGGACAUCAGAAGUUCGAGACAGUGCCACGUCCACCAACUCCACCGAAGGAACUCAAUGAUGACGAUGUGAAGCCAUCGACCGUCAAUUUGGGUCCAGCUCAUCAUCAUUCACACCCAUCAUCUCCACACCAUUCGAUUCUGAAGCAUCACGGAGAAGCGUGGUUCGAUUUCAAGACUGUUCCACCAUGUGGUAGAAACACACUCGUUGGAACCGAAGAAGAACAAGUGAUGAGUAAAUUGGGAGCGAUCGGACGCGGACUGUACGCGCUCAUCGCGUUCGUUGUCAAUAUUGUUUUGCGAGUUGGACUUAAUGUUGCACUUAUUGGUGGUGUCGCUGUCAGCGGUUAUGAGGCGUACAAGUUCGCCAGAAGCUCGGGAGUUCUUCAGCGAAAAGAGGUCUUGGACGUGAUCUACUGGCGCGAUGCCAAGAAGUCGGCCAUCGUACUCUCGUUGGCUCUUCUCGCCCUCUUCAUCCUCGCCAAGUACCCACUUCUCACCGUCGUCACCUACUCCCUUCUUCUUGCUCUCGGAGCUGCCGCUGGAUUCCGCGCCUACAAGAAGAUCGAAGCUCAAAUCAAGAAGACCGACACUGAGAACCCAUUCAACGAGAUUCUCGCCAAGGACUUGUCCCUUCCGCAAGAGAAGGUUCACGCUCAGGCCGAUGUUAUCACCGAGCACGCCACCUGCGUUGCCAACAAGUUGAAGAAGCUCAUCUUUGUCGAGAGCCCAUUGGAAUCUAUCAAAUUCGGACUUAUCCUCUGGUCUUUGACAUACGUCGCCUCGUGGUUCUCUGGAUGCACCCUCGCCGUUCUCGCUCUUCUCGGAACAUUCUCGAUUCCAAAGGUUUACGAAGCUAACCAAGACGCCAUCGACCCCCAUCUCGCCACCAUCUCCGGACACCUCAAGAACGUCCAGAACUUGAUCGACGAGAAACUCCCAUUCCUCCGCAGCGCUCCAGUCGCCGCCGAAGAGAAGAAGGAUCAAUAA